AGGAGCUCGGCGAGGUGAGCCGCGCGCUCUGGCCGCUGCUCAUGAGCGCGGCGCAGGCGGAGGCGUCCGCGCAUGGCGGCGCCGCCGGCCUCCAGGGAGCGCUGGCCCGCUCGGCGCGCGGGCUGCGCUCGUGGCGCUCCCGGCUGGAGGCUGGCCGCCUCUGGGAGGACAAGGAGGGCGCGGACUGGCCGGCGGACCCAACGCUCAGGGCGCAGUGGACUGACUUGCUCAGGGACCUGGAGAUGCCGCGGUUCACCAGGCGCUACCCGCAGCUGCUGGACCCCCUGAUGGCGAGCCUGCUCGAGACGGUGGAGCAAUUCCACAACGAGACCCAGGAGCAGCAGGAGCAGGAGCAGGGCGAGCAGGGCGCCCAGCGAGACCAGGGAGGCGGCGAGGAGCAAGGCGACGGCGAGGAGCGGGGCGACGGCCAGGAGCAGCGCGACGGCGAGCAGACGGACGGGGAGGGCGACGGCGAGGGGAAGGGCGACGACCCUUCCGAGCAGGAUGCCGCCGGCGCGGAGGGGGCGCAGGGCGACGCGGCCCGGGCGGGGAAGCUGAUGGAGAAGCUGCGGGAGCAGUGGGGAGGUGCCAGCGAGGCGCUCCGCGAGGCGGAGCAGUCCCUGGGCGCGGCCGGAGGGAAUGCGGCCGCCGACGGCUUCGGUCUGGAGGGCGGCUCCCCUUGGCAGGAGACGGAGGCCUGGAAGCAGAUGGGGGAGCUGCGGGACGUGCUGAGCAGGAGCCCGGACAUCCGCGCCCUGAUCCGCGACCUGGGCCGCCGCAGUGCCGUGAAGGGGCCCCUGCGGCGGCUCCCCGAGGAGCUGGACCAGCGCGGCGCGCCCAUGGGGGUGGUCCGCUCGAGCGCGGCGCCAGCGGAGGCGAACGGCGUCCGCCUGGGCGGCGAUUGGGACACGAUGCUGCCCAGCGAGAUGCAGCUGCUGGCGGCGAAGCGGCCCAUGCUGCGGAUGCUGCACCACGCGCGCCGCGCCGAGCAGGCGCUCCUGAGCUACGACAGGACCGCCUGGCUCGAGGAGGAGGCGCGGGCGACGCGCCGGUCCGAGCUCAGGCCGCUGGGAAAGGCGGGGCCACUGAUCGUGUGCCUCGACACCAGCGGGAGCAUGAGCGGCCCUCGCGAGGUGCUCGCCAAGGCUAUGGUCUUGGAGAGCAUACGGCAGGCGCACCGCCAGAAGCGCCGGUGCUACCUCUACGCCUUCUCCGGCAGGGACCAGCUGGAGGAGUUCGAACUCGACCUUUCCAGCGAAGGCCUCCAGAAACUCCUGGGCUUCUUGAAAUUCAGCUUCUCGGGCGGCACAUCUCUGGACGAGGCGCUGGAAGCCAGCGCGCGGCGCCUGGGAGCGGACAAGGAGGAGUGGCGAAACGCCGACCUGCUCAUCGUGACCGACGGGGAGUUGCCGCCUCCUGCAGAGCAGGUGCGGCACGGCUUGGAUGCUGCCUGCGCGGCGGGCGGCGCCAAGGUGGUGGGCGUCGUCCUUGGGGACAGCGCUGGGGAAACGAUGGAGGGACUGUGCACGGAGCUGUACGUGACGGGGAGGCCAGAGCCUAUGUUCGCCGCCGCACGGGGCGGGCCGCGGCCGGGCCAGCGAAGCCCAGGCGGCUGGCCGCGGCUGCGAAGGCUGGCCGCGCGGCCGGUCGCGAGGGCGGCCGUCGCGGGCUGGGGGCGGGCGCUGAGCCGCGACAGCGCGGUGGGCCGCCUGGGUGCGGGCGGCACGCUUGCUGGCUCCGCAGGGCGCUCGCGGACACGGGCUGCAGCGGCCCCGGUCGCUCGCGCAGCCGCGGGGCAGCGGGCGGAGUCCCAGGUGGAGCCAGACUUCUCCAGGUUCAGCGACGAGCUCAUCCUGGUGAUCCAGCUGGCCGAUGGCGAGCGCCGCCGCCUGGGGCAGCAGGCCAUGGGGACGGAAACUCUGCUGCUGGGCCUGCUCUCCACUGAGCAAGCCGCGCCGGUGGUGUCCGCGGCCUUCCCAGACGCCGGCAGGGCAUCGGUGGAGAGCGCCCGCAAAUUUGUCGAGCAGCGCAUCCUGCUGGAUAGCCAGGGCAACGCACUGACCCCGAAAGCCUCGGGGGCGCUGACUUUCACUCCCAUGGCAAGGAGGGCGCUGGCCGACGCGGAUGGCGCGCGGCGCGAGCUGGGGCACGAGCGAGUGUUGCCCGCCCACCUCCUCCUGGGCAUGCUGCGGGACGAGCGCAGCCUGGCCUACGACAUGGUGGGCAGCCUGGAGGCGGACGUGGACGCCGUGGGCAUGCGGGGGCUCAGCACGUUGCCCGGACCGGUGCCCGCGGUGCGCGUGCGCGCCGCGGCGCAGUUGUCCGAUCUGCGUCUCCGCCAGACCGCGGGCGCGAGACGGCCGCCCGACGAGGACGAGGCGGCCCUUGCGCUGUCUGCUCGGCUCGGCAGGGCGCACGAGCUGCUCACGGACGGGCUCGUGGAGCGCUCUGUCGAGGCGAAGUUGCUGCUGCUUGCCGCCCUGAGCGGGGAGCACGUGUUCUUCCUGGGGCCGCCUGGCACGGCGAAGAGCUUGCUGGCGCGGAGGCUCGCCCUCGUCUGCGAGGGGAACUUUUUCGAGCGGCUGCUCACCCGCUUUUCGGUGCCGGAGGAGGUCUUCGGUCCGCUCUCCCUCAAGGCACUUGAGCAGGACGAGCUCAGAAGGAAGACGCAAGGCUUCCUGCCCGAGGCCGACGUGGCCUUCCUGGACGAGGUGUUCAAGGCCAACUCAUCCAUACUCAACGCGCUGCUGACCCUGCUGAACGAGCGACUCUUUGACAACGGUGGAUCGCGCGUCAGAGUGCCGCUCUGGUGCGCCGUGGCCGCUUCCAACGAGCUGCCAGAGGGCGAGGAGCUGGACGCGCUCUUCGACCGUUUCCUGCUGAGGAGGGUCGUCCCCCGCGUCUCGGACGAUGCCGUCGUGGACUUCUUGGAGACGAUGUUGGACGUCGCCGGCCCCGAGGACGAGCAGUCGCCCGCGGCGCCGCCCACGCACACGCGGGGCGGCUCCGUGCUGACGGCGGCCGACUCGGAGGCGGCGCAGGAGGCCGCGGCCGCCGCCGUUGCCUUCCCCGAUAGGAUGCUGCAGACGAUCGCCCGGCUGCGGGUGCACCUGCGGGACGUCGUGGAGCCGCCAGUCUUGGUGUCGGACCGGCGCCUGGCCAAGGCGGUGCGCGUCCUACGCCUCGCGGCCUACGCCGCGGGCGGGACGGAGGUCUGCGAACUGGACCUGCUCUUGCUGCAGCACAUAUUGUGGGACAAGGACCCGGCGCAGGCGGAGGCCGUCCGGGAGUGGCUCUUCGAGCACAGCUUCGGGGCUGCAAGUCCGCAGCAGGGCGGCGACGACUUCUUGCCGCAGGCCCGCUUUCUCCUCAAGGCCAUCAAGGAGCGGCUCGCGCGCGCCUCGAAGCCCGAGACGGCCUCGGCGGCACUCCAGGACCUCGCCAACCUGCGGGUCCCCGUCGAGAAGGUGGUGUGCAGGCGCCUCGAAGAGCAGGUCGCGCUGAGGGCGCUGCUCUCCACCGAGGGAGGCGGCGGGUUCGCUGGCAGGCGGGGCUUCUGGCUGGAGGCCGCGGAUCUUGAGGAGGCCUCCAGCAGGCUCCUGCCGCGCGCGGCGGGGGCGGUCGCGGACGCGGAGGGCGUGCUGCGGGAGGUCCUGGAGCUCGAGGGCGCCCUCUCCCUCCCGGACCCCGAGGAGCGGGAUUCGUGCUUGCGGCACCUGCUCGGGGGCAAGGACGGAAAGAACAUGCAGCGGGAGCAGAACCAGAAGCUGACCGGUAUGUUCGACCAGGAUGACUUCCCCUGAGGCCAGACGUGCAACCCCCUGGUCUGGGGACUGGUCUGCACCACACGUUUCACUACCCACGGCCCUCCCCAGGCAGUCUCUCUUGGCUGCCAGCGGAGGGUCUGAGUGGACAUCGGGUCUCUCUGCGCUGCUAAGGGAGGAGACGGCGAAACGUCCAAGCGCCCCUUCCCUGCCCUCCCUUGCCCCAUUGUCCAAGUCCUC
Messenger RNA from Prorocentrum cordatum, 4004 nucleotides. The record is from the annotation of a GenBank genome assembly. Lineage: Eukaryota; Dinophyceae; Prorocentrales; Prorocentraceae.